Meloidogyne enterolobii is the source of this 417-nucleotide messenger RNA. The record is from the annotation of a GenBank genome assembly. NCBI's taxonomy places the organism in Eukaryota, Metazoa, Nematoda, Chromadorea, Rhabditida, Meloidogynidae.
UAUGACAUCGGAAAGUGAAGAAUAUAAACACGAAUUUACAUUGCCUUCGCUGCCACGUACUACUAGAGGUUUGCCAUUACCUUUGUCAGCGAGUCCAGAUGGAAACAAAUUUGUAUAUUGUGCUGGCAAUAGUCAAAUUUUUGAUUGUGAUGUCUACACAGAACACUCAACACUUACACAAGUUGCAAAAUAUGCCCCGUCUGGAUUUUACAUUGCUAGCGGCGACAAACACGGAAAAAUAAGAAUUUGGGAUACUACACAAUCGACACAUAUUUUGAAAGCAGAAUACGCGUUAAUCAACGGUCCCAUUCGGGAUAUUGCUUGGUCAGAAGAUAGUAAAAGAAUGGCUGUUAUUUGGACACGUUUUUCUUUUCGAUACCGGUACAAGCAACGGAAAUUUAUCUGGGCAAAGUAAAG